AUGCAUCAAUUAAUAAAUACCAAAAAUUUAGUGGAUUCUAUACACUAUAAUGUAGAGAAAUAUGGAACUUAUGACAAAGUAUUGAACCAAAGAGAUAAAGAAAAGGAUUAUAAUUUAAUAAAAAUACUGAGUCAGAGAUAUUUGGAGGAGUUCAAGAUUCCAGUAAAAAAUAUAGAACUUGGAACAAGUAAAAAACCUAUAUGGCUAAGAGAUAGUCACUCAGAAAAUAUUUUAGAUCCCAAAUUUAAACGUCCAAUAUAUAAUGGAUAUUCAAAAUUUAAUUAUAUGCCAAAAUUUUUAUAUGAUAACUUAAAUAAACUAAAAACUGAAACUAAAGGAUUUUCUAAGUACUUUGAAAAAGAUUCUGAAUUAGAACAAGAUACUAAAUUUGUUAAUGAGGAACAAUUUAAAUUAAAAAGAUCAAAAUUUAUAAAUGAUCAAGUUAAGCCUAAAUACAAAUUUUUAUCUCGUUAUUCCGAAAAUUUAUUGGAGCACUUAAGGUGGAAAAUAGCACUAAGAAUAUACUAUACUUUAGACCCAGGAAAAAAAGAUUAUAUAGAUUUAAAUGAAACUAAAAAAAUUUUAUGGGAUAUUUUUGAAGAAGAUACAGAAAAAGCCCAAAUAUUAUUACUACUUAUUGAAACAUUAACUUUAUGUUUCAAUAAUAAAGGAGUUUUAAAAAAAAAUGAAAUUCUACCAUAUAUUGCUGAAAAUAUACUAGAAAAUGAUGUUGGCUAUGGAUUAUUUUCAAAACUAAAGUCGAUAUUUGCUAACCAAUAUAGUAGAACAAGGAAACUUAAAAAUGAAAAAGAACUACUAGGUAAAGAAGAAUUACAAGAUAAUAAUGAGGGAGAUUUUUAUAUAUCCCCAAAUAAAAUUGGAAAAAAAGUUUUAUCUGUAAAGUCAUAUAAACAGCAAUUAGCUCCAGAUAUUUGUACUAAUCUUGGUGUUAGUAACUUUAGAAAAAGUUAUUGUCUAACAACUAAGUUAAGGAACAAUUCAAAUAUUGGAACCCUAAGCGACCAUAUUAAAAAAACACUAGAUAGAAAAAAGAAAACAAUAGAGAAUAUUAUCCAAGAAAAAGAAAAAAAAGAAAAGGAGAUCCUGGAUAGUUGUACAUUUAAACCCGAACUUAAUUGGCCUACAUAUAAUUAUGUAUUAAAACAAAUUGAGAAACAAAAGUGUUUGAAAACUCAUAGGAAUAGAAAUAUUACAUCUUCUAAAGCUAAAGUUUACAAAAUUGGAGAUUACACAGUUGUUAAUGAAGAUAGUAAUGAAUAUAUAGAUGAUUGUUUAGGUAAUGAAACUUCUAGCUUUCAAUAUAAGUCAAAUAAAUGGAAUAAUUAUGUAAAUGAUACUUCAGAGGACCAAGUAUAUGUACUCCAUAGAGGCUAUAAUUGUGAACAAAGUAAUUUAGCUGAUAAAGAAAUGGACUGGAGAAGAUCACUCCGUAGCAGUAAUUACACUAAAGAUACUUUAAGUGCAGCUUCUAAAGUUAUGCAUGAAUUUCUUAUAUUUGAAUCUAAAUCAAAUAAAUCUUUAGAUAAAAAGAAGUAUAAAUUUACAAAAUCUUUUGAAGUUAUAAACAGUAGAAAAGAUGAUCCUAGAUUAUUUAGUCCAGAAAUUAUUAUUGCAGAAGUAAGUGAGUCUGAAAAGGAAUAUCAAGGAGAAGAAAAAAUCAAUGAAGGAAAAAGUGAACCUAUUAAUAAGUCAAAAAUAAUGGAAACUUCAGUACAAAUAGAAACUAAAUCUGAUAUACAUCCUAAACAAAUAGAAACUAAAUCUAAUAUAUAUCCUAAACAAAUAGAAACUAAAUCAGAUAUACAUCCCAAACAAAUAGAAACCAAAUCUAAUAUAUAUCCUAAACAAAUAGAAACUAAAUCAGAUAUACAUCCUAAACAAAAUUUAACUAAGACUUCUCUUAUACUCAAAAAUAAACUGUUAAGUGGCUUGAGUCCUAAAGAAUUACAUUCAAAGCCUUUAACAGAAUCCAAUGAUAAAAAAUCAAAUAUAUUUCUUAUUUCAGAUGAAAGUUCUAUAUCUAAACUUUCUUUGGGGAAGAAAGAACUAGAUGAAAAAGUAGUUCCAGAUAUGAAGUUAUUACAUAAACUUCCACUAAAAAAAGAAUCCCUAAAUACUGAAUUCAAAGAACUUUUACAACUUUCUAAGACAGUAAUAGAUAUCAAUCAACUAGAAAAUAGAACAUUAUCGAAAGUAUUCCCUUUGGAACAGCUGAAGGUAACUGAACUAGAAAGUAAAUUAACAAAGAAAUCUUUAGCUAUUGAACAAAAAGAUAUAGAUAUCUUGAAGUAUCAAACAAAAAUAAAAAGUGUGGUUAAUACCAAGUUAAAAUCUAAUAAUCUCCAAGAAACAAUUAUAUUGAGAACAAAUGAUAUAGCUAGUAAAAUGUCAUCAAAAACUUCUGGUGUUUCUAAAGUUCUCAAAAAUUUUCCUAAAAAAGAAAAUGUAAAUAUUGAAGUAAACACACAUACUGAGACACAAUUAGCUUUGAAUACAAUUGUAAAGGAACCUACACCUAGCAAUUCUCUAGAAUUAAAAUUACCAUUUUCUAAAGAAUCUAAAUCUAUACAGCAGUUGGUAGAAUUAACUACUCCAACUGUUCAAAAAGAAAUAUUAUUAGAAAUAUCUACAAUUCCUAAAAAAGACAUAUUAGUAUCUUCAAAAGUAUCUUCAAUAUAUGAGAAAGACAUGAAUUCUGUAAAAACUUCUUCAAUAACUGAGGAAAAUAUAUUAUCUGCACAAAAUACUCUACUAUUGAAGAGAAAAAAUAUUCCCAGUCAAACAAUUCUAGUUCCUAAAAGUUCUAUAACUAAAUCCGAAGUUACAAAAGAAAUAAACCCGAAUUUUUCAAUACAAGAUAAGAAGGUAGGAUUUUUCAAUUCCGGUAAUGAAAUGAAAACUGUUGCUUCUAUAAAAUCUCCUAUACUUAUAAAUAAUGAUAUUCAGUUACCUUCAAAAAGCUCAGAAGUAGAUAAUUUAGGAUAUGAUAUGGAUAAUACAUUCAAAAGGCAAAAUAUUAAACAAACAUCACUCUUAAAUUCAUUGAAUUCAAAAUCGUUACAAUUGAAAGCUAAAGUACCAUCAAAAAUGCCAUCUAUAACCCAAAAUAAAGAAUUUAUAUCUAAAAGAUCAUAUCCUACUACUUGUAACUCUCUAUCAACACUAAAGAAAAUAAAUGGUCAACUAACUAAUAAGAUAAAUUUUGCAAAAGAGGUUAGCCAAGCCCCACCGCUAUUAAGAAGUGAAAAGAAGUAG
This is a messenger RNA of Cryptosporidium muris RN66, 3276 nucleotides long. RefSeq lists its product as uncharacterized. The record is from RefSeq and is a predicted model, not a curated record. The coding region runs from base 1 to 3276 and encodes 1091 amino acids. The transcript has a single exon. Lineage: Eukaryota; Apicomplexa; Conoidasida; Eucoccidiorida; Cryptosporidiidae.